UUUUGCUUCUUCUUUCGUCGAUUUUUGAGCAACUAAUGCGCCCACUCCUCUGAUUUCUCCCCAGUAAAUGAGCAGCAGCAUACGGAUUACGGUCGGACUGUCAAGCGUGCUCGUCUUCUUCUUCUAGCUCAGAGCCAGCCAGAGGAGCCGCCCCCGCCCACAGCCAGCCUCCUUUCCUCGCCCGCACCUCCGUAGGAACAGAACAAUGGAGUGACGGAAGGAUACAUACAGGGCUGCCGUGCUCGCUUCUUGUGUUCCUCUCCCGUGUCCGAGCUGGGAUGAGGAUCCCGUCGAUUUCGAUCCCUUGAUGCACGCUGCAGCUCAGGUUGCCUACCAACUUUGCUUCCCUCUCUGGGAGUGAGGUCUCGGGAGGGGUUCCAUGGCGUCCGCCGCCGCCACCACCGUUCUCCUCCUCAACCUGCAGCUGCUGCUCCUCUUCUCUCUCUCCACUGCUCAGCCCGGUUUCAUCAGCCUGGAUUGCGGGGGAGCCGACGAUUACACGGAUGGAAUCGGGAUCCAGUGGACCUCCGAUGCCAAGCUGGUAUCCGGUGGCCAGACCGCAAACAUGCUGCUCCAGAACCAGCCCCAGAAGCACUACACAACUCUGAGGUAUUUUCCAGCAGACACCAGGAAGUACUGCUACACGAUGAAUGUGAGGACCAGGACGCGGUACCUCGUCAGAGCUAGCUUCCUCUACGGCAACUUCGACAACAGCAACGUCUACCCCAAGUUCGACCUCUCCCUCGGAGCAACCCCCUGGUCGACGGUCAUAAUCGAUGAUGCCGACACGCCGGUGGUAGAGGAGGCCAUUGUCUUGGCCGCUGCUCCGACGCUCAGUGUCUGCCUCUCCAAUGCCAGUACGGGGCAGCCGUUUAUUUCUACGCUCGAGCUUCGCCAGUUUAAUGGUUCACUCUACUAUACUGACUAUGAGGCACAGUUCUUCCUUGCACUGUCUGCAAGGAUCAAUUUUGGUGCUGUAGACAGUAAAUCAGUCAGGUACCCUGAUGAUCCAUUCGAUAGGAUAUGGGAAUCGGAUUCUGUGAAGAGAGCUAAUUAUCUGGUUGAUGUUGCUCCGGGGACUCAAAAAGUAUCAACCACAAACCCUGUUUUUGUCGGUACCGAAUUAGAACCACCUGAAAAGGUCAUGCAAACAGCAGUGGUUGGCCGAAAUGGAUCCUUGAACUACCGGCUUGAUUUGGAAGGGUUCCCAGGAAAUGCAUGGGGUGUCUCAUAUUUCGCAGAGAUUGAGGAUUUGGCCCCAAACGAAACUAGAAAGUUUAAGUUAGUGGUUCCUGGCAUGCCAGCAUUCAGUAAACCAACCGUUGACGUGGAGGAAAAUGCUCAGGGGAAGUAUCGUUUGUACCAACCAGGUUACGUUAACAUCUCACUUCCAUUUGUUUUCUCGUUCGAGUUCAGGAAGACAAAUGAUUCUUCGAAGGGUCCAAUCUUGAAUGCCAUGGAAAUUUACAAACAUGUCCAGAUUACUAUGGGAUCUCAAGAUGCAAACAUCAUGGCUAGCUUGGUCUCACGGUAUCCGCAAGCAGGUUGGGCACAAGAGGGUGGUGAUCCGUGCUUGCCAGCAUCAUGGACCUGGGUGCAAUGCAGUUCAGAAGCAGCACCUAGGGUUUUUUCGAUCACGUUGUCAGGGAAGAACAUUACAGGAAGUAUCCCUGAGGAACUGACAAAGUUAUCCGCACUGGUCGACUUAAAACUCGAUGGUAACUCAUUUUCUGGUGAGAUCCCUGAUUUCAGUGGAUGCAGAAAUCUGCAGUAUAUUCACCUUGAAAACAAUCAGUUAACUGGUGAAUUGCCAUCCUCAUUGGGGGAUCUUCCUAACCUCAAAGAGUUGUAUAUUCAGAACAAUAGGCUUUCCGGACAUAUUCCAAGGGCACUUUCCAAGAAGAGCAUUAUUUUCAACUGGUCAGGCAACAAUGGCCUUGGAAAGGGAGGUGAGAGUAUUAGCCGCAGCACCAUAGUGGAAAUCGUCUGUGCUGUGGUUGGGGCCAUCUUGUUACUUGCGAUUGCUAUUGGAUGUUGUUUGUGUACACGCAAAAGAAAGAAAAAACCAUCACAUGAAACUGUUGUUCUGGCAGCACCAGCAAAAAAGCUAGGAUCAUAUUUCAGUGAAGUAGCCACAGAAUCAGCGCACAGAUUUGCUUUGUCAGAAAUUGAAGACGCUACUGAUAAAUUUGAGAAGAGAAUCGGCUCUGGAGGAUUUGGCAUAGUAUACUAUGGGAAGCUGACAGAUGGGAGAGAGAUCGCAGUCAAGCUUCUCACAAACGACUCCUAUCAGGGCAUCCGAGAAUUCUUGAAUGAGGUAGCGUUGCUUUCCAGAAUACAUCAUAGGAACUUGGUGACCUUCUUUGGUUACAGUCAGCAAGAUGGGAAAAAUAUACUUGUGUAUGAGUUCAUGCACAAUGGGACACUAAAAGAGCACCUUCGUGGAGGACCUAAUGAUGUAAAAAUAACUAGCUGGGUCAAGCGUCUUGAGAUAGCUGAAGAUGCUGCAAAAGGUAUAGAGUAUCUCCAUACUGGAUGCUCUCCAACCAUCAUUCACAGAGACCUGAAGAGUAGCAACAUUUUACUUGACAAGAAUAAUAGGGCAAAAGUUGCAGACUUUGGCCUAUCAAAACCUGCCGUGGAUGGGUCUCAUGUAUCAAGUAUAGUGCGUGGAACGGUUGGGUAUCUGGAUCCAGAAUACUACAUCUCUCAGCAGCUAACCGAGAAGAGCGAUAUCUACAGUUUUGGUGUGAUUCUCCUUGAGCUAAUCUCUGGCCACGAGCCAAUCUCUAGUGACAACUUUGGGCUCAAUUGCCGUAACAUUGUGGCGUGGGCAAGGUCACACAUCGAGAGUGGGAACAUUGACGCCAUCAUUGAUGAAUCACUUGACCCCGGAUACGACGUGCAGUCAGUGUGGAAGAUCGCGGAGGCAGGCAUCAUGUGUGUGAAGCCAAAGGGUGCGCAGAGGCCAACCAUCUCAGAGGUGCUGAAAGAGAUCCAGGACGCCCUCGCCAUAGAGAUGCAGCGAGAGGCACCCCAGGCUCAGCAGCUCAUGUCCAAGAGAUCCAUGGGUUCUGGCUCCAUUAACACAGAUAACAGCGUGGACUUGGAGCAGAAUGCGUCGUUUGAUGAAAUGCUCAUGCGGCCAGGGCUCAGAUAGAAUCAGGAUUGCAAGAUGCCUUUUGUCGUUGUAGUCAGGUUUUCUGUUCCCUUGUAACGGUUUGAAAGCUGUGAAUGACAUUAGCUUUAGCUACGAAGCACAAAAUUUGAUGACUAAAGAAUAGCCGACCUGGAAGUAUUGUUCAAGUUGCUUUAGAGCUGUUAAGAUGGAACAUUUAAAUUGUUUUGCUA
Molecule: messenger RNA, 3351 nt
Organism: Lolium perenne
Lineage: Eukaryota; Viridiplantae; Streptophyta; Magnoliopsida; Poales; Poaceae
Product: probable LRR receptor-like serine/threonine-protein kinase At1g67720
Biological process (GO): protein phosphorylation
Molecular function (GO): protein kinase activity; ATP binding
Source: RefSeq, a predicted model, not a curated record